UUUUUUUUUUUUUUUUUUUUUUCUCUUUUUAUUUUCCGCAUCAUACCAACCACCUCACACUAUCGCAACACCAAUUCCUACUUCUCCCGUGGCAACCGAGUUCCACCGCCUGAAUACCAUUUGCGAACCCACCCUCGCUCGUGUCCCCUUUUCUCCUUGUCACCAAAGACAAAUACUUCUCCCCCCAUAUCUCUAGUGCUCCGAUGGCGCGCACCAGAGACGACGCCAAGGCAGCGGCUGCCGAUGCGGCUGCAGACAUCGCUCGUCAGCCCACCGAAGAUGCUGGCGUGAAGAAGACGCCGGGUCGCGGCCGAGGCCGCCCCAAGAGCGCAAACCCAAAGUCCCCCGCAAAGCCAUACGUGCCCACUGGCCGCCCUCGCGGAAGGCCCAAGGGCAGCUUCAAGUCCAAGGCGGGCGCGGAAAGGGCAAUGAAACCAAAGAAACCAAGCGCGCCGCUGGCACCGGGCCAGACGCGUGGACGUGGCAGGCCGCGCAAGUCAGACGUUGUGCCGGCACAGGAGGACAACCAGGAGCAGACGGCAGAGUCCGAGGCCAAUGCUGAGGCUGAAGCCGGAGAUGAUGCCGCCGAGAACCAGCCAGGUAUCGGUGGUAAGUCCAACCGUCGCCAACACAAAACCACAUAAACUUUCCUCCAAGAAAAGCAAGAGACGGACCAGCUCACGCAAUGCCAAUUUUCCUUUGUAGACGUGACUGGUGGUGCACGCGAUGGGACGCCGCGGCAGUCUCCCGAAUACGAGGUCGGUCCUUCAUCAUCAUUCACAUCACCUGCGUGGUUCUCACGAUUCAAGAACAUUAUUGGCUGAUUGUGGUUUGCAAUGUUGCCUUCUCUGCCACAGGAGGACCAGGUUGAUUAUGACAAUGACGAUGAAUGAGGCUUUUGGGCGCGCGCGAGUCGAGUCGGCUUUUGUUUGGACUGAAACCUGUGGCA
This is a messenger RNA of Trichoderma harzianum CBS 226.95, 949 nucleotides long. RefSeq lists its product as hypothetical. Gene Ontology annotation, molecular function: DNA binding. The transcript has a single exon. The coding region runs from base 204 to 644 and encodes 146 amino acids. The record is from RefSeq and is a predicted model, not a curated record. Lineage: Eukaryota; Fungi; Ascomycota; Sordariomycetes; Hypocreales; Hypocreaceae.